UAGUGUGUAUUUUUUAAUUGGGGAGAGUAUUUGAGGCAAACCGAAAGUCUCGGGGCGGGGGAAGUGACUGGAGCCUGGGCAUAAUCGAUGAGUCGCCGGAGUUGAGGGAUACACGUUGAAGGUGACAAUGACUUUUCUCCACCGCAGUGUUCUCUCGCGGAAAGGAGCCCGGCGGCCGAAAGGCCUGAGAGGAAAGCGACUCGCUGGCCACCGCACAGCGGCCGGGGUCGGUGCGUCCGCGUGGGCGCCAGGCGCGGGCAGGGUCGGGCGCCCUUGUGAAACCUCGUGGUUAGUUGACUUCAGCCCCCAGACGAGGGUGGACAAUAAACGCCAUUCGCUCGGAAAUUUAAGUUGCCAUCGGCUUCCGAGCUGGCGGUUGAGGGGCUUUAAAUCGGCCUUUGGGGGUCAGUACUGGGCUCUGCCGGAGCGCACGCGGCGUGGCGUUGUUUGCUCAACUCCGGAGGGAUGCGGAUGCGACAAUGAGAGCAACACGCGGUCGCUUAAAAACAGCCGGUCUUCCACUCGCCUACCCACCUCGGACCGCGCCCAAGCGCGUCUGGUGUCCGGGGUGCCUUCAGAGCCCAAAGUUUUGCUCCCCGUGCGUUCACCUGUAGCGUAGGUGUGUGGGCGCCACGGCGAGGGCUUCCCGUUUGUGGGCGGCCGUCCGCGCUGUAAGAUGGCCAGGGAAGCCAACUUGGCCGGGGACGGAGGCGGCGGUGUUGUGUGCGCCGCAGGAGUCAGUGAACUCCGUUGGGCACUGCUUUUUGUGUUCUACGUGACAGACCACGUGCUUCGGGCGCGACCCUGGUCCUGGUCCGAAUGUCCAGCCCCGCGUGAGCCGUGGGAUGCGGCCGCCGUCGGGCAGGUCCAGCCGGCAGGACAAUGUGGUUUGCCGAUGAUGGCGUCUUGCCAGUUUAAAAAGCAGAGUGAAAGUCGCCAACUCCGCCUGUGUGGGGCGGGUAUUCCGGGCGUUUCUCAUCAAGGACACUGCAAAACUUUGAUUAAAUGGGGCCGCUCUCGAGGGGAAGAGCGGGGGGGGGGGCUAGGUUCUGGACUCCUAGGGGCGCCGGGUCCGGACCCCUCUCUGGGGUGAUCGUCCAGUGUCCGGCCCCUGCGAAACGCGCCUACAUCCCUGAUGCUGCACGUAGGCAGCGCCCGGCUGGACAGAAAACAAAGGGCUGCAUGUGCCCGUGCGGGCCCCCGGCGCUUGGGGGCAGCCGCCGGGGCUGAGGGCCGUGCGGGUCCGGGCCCCCAAAGUUCGGGCGAGUUUCAGGAGGGGCUUUUGUUCCUCAGCCCCCUCGUGGGGAAACUUUGGCGGCGCUACUUGUGCGAGGUGCCAUGCUGGUGCGUAGGGAGACGGCGUGCUUUCCCGCUCCCGGCGCGCGAGCGGGCAAGGGAGGCGGCAGUGCCCGGCGUUUCAGUUCCGGCGCCGGGGACCGCGACAGCCGAGGGGUUCGGAGACUGUGGCCCGGACUCCUCGGCCCGUUUCUCUUGGCCCGAGAGCUUGUGUCUGGGAGAUCUGUGGGUUCGCCUUUGAAGUCGAACUGUUGCCAUGUUUGAAUUACGUCAGGGCAAAGCCAUGAGGAGGAACAAGCCCCGGCAGCCCUGCGUGCGGGAGGCGCGGCCUGCGGGAGGCGCCGGGCCCGGCGGGCGCGGGGCCCGUUGUUCCGGCGCAGGUGAGGGAGGCUGCGGCGAGCGACGCAGUUCACCUCCCGUUGCCCUCGCUCUCGCCCUUGCCCUCGCCCUGGCGAGCGGCCCCCGCAGGAACUUUCCUCUCGACGCGAGAUGUCUUAUUUACCAACAAAUCCAUCAGGGAGCAUUCUUAUUUGCGGGCUCGGCGUCUCUCUUGGCGGUCACCGGAGUACCCGAGGGGGAGGCGCGGUUUACGGAAGACUGUUGCCCAGAAGAAAAGAUGUUUGGUUUUCACAAGCCAAAGAUGUACCGAAGUAUAGAGGGCUGCUGUAUUUGCAGAGCUAAGUCCUCCAGUUCUCGAUUCACUGACAGUAAACGCUAUGAAAAGGACUUCCAGAGCUGUUUUGGAUUGCAUGAGACUCGUUCAGGAGACAUCUGCAAUGCCUGUGUCCUGCUUGUGAAAAGAUGGAAGAAGUUGCCAGCAGGAUCAAAAAAAAACUGGAAUCAUGUGGUAGAUGCAAGGGCUGGACCCAGUCUAAAGACUACAUUGAAACCAAAGAAAGUGAAAACUCUAUCUGGGAACAGGAUAAAAAGCAACCAGAUCAGUAAACUGCAGAAGGAAUUUAAACGUCAUAAUUCUGAUGCUCACAGUACCACCUCAAGUGCCUCCCCUGCUCAAUCUCCUUGUUACAGUAACCAGUCAGAUGACGGCUCAGACACAGAGAUGGCUUCUGGUUCUAACAGAACACCAGUUUUUUCCUUUUUAGAUCUCACAUACUGGAAAAGACAGAAGAUAUGUUGUGGGAUCAUCUAUAAAGGCCGUUUUGGGGAAGUCCUCAUUGACACACAUCUCUUCAAGCCUUGCUGCAGCAAUAAGAAAGCAGCUGCUGAGAAGCCAGAGGAGCAAGGGCCAGAGCCUCUGCCCAUCUCCACUCAGGGGUGGUGACUGAGGUUUUUAUGUGGAAGGGGUAUAGAAAAACCAUCUAAAUUUUGAAAAGACCACAAAGCAACAAACUGACCCUCUUUUUUUUCCCACCCUCGAGACGGAGUUUUGUUCUUGUUGCCCAGGCUGGAGUGCAGUGGCAUGAUCUUGGCUCACUGCAACCUCUGCCUCCCGGGUUCAAGUGAUUCUCCUGCCUCAGCCUCCCGAAUAGCUGGGUUUACAGGUGUCCGCCACCACACUCAGCUAAUUUUUAUAUUUUUAGUAGAGAUGGGGUUUCACCACAUUGGCCAGGCUGGUCUUGAAUGACCUUCUUAUUUGUAACUUGGAUACCUGCUAUUCUGCCAAAAGACAACUUCUAGAGUAGUUUUGAAUGGGUUGAUUUUCUCCAGUCCUACAAACUCUGAAGCCAGUGUCUAGCUUACUAAGAAAAGAGUUGUACAUAAUAUUUAAGAUGCUGAGUAUUUCAUAGGAAAGCUGAAUGCUGCUGUAAAGUGCUCUUUAAGUCUUUUUUUUUAAAUCCCCUUCUAAUGAAUGAAACUAGGGGAAUUUCAGGGGACAGAGAUGGGAUUUGUUGUAUGAUAAACUGUAUGUAGUUUUUAGUCUUUCUGUAUUGAGAAGCAGUGGUUGGGGCAUUUUUUUUCAGAUGGUUGGCUACACUUGUUUUCCCUCAUGAUAAUAAAUUUGUCAUAACUCAGUAACAUGGACUUUGCCCUUAGAGGUAGUUGUUAAUAAUUUUGAAAUAUUAAGGCCUUGCCAAGGUUCUGAAGAUUCAAACCUGUACUACUGAUUAUUAAGCAGGACAGACUGAGCUUACUGUUGGCAAAUAUCUUGGAGGAGAAAGUAAUUUCUAAAUAUACAGAGAGGUAACUUGACUAUAUAUGUUACGUCCUGUGCUACCUCCCUUCUUAUUAAUAUUUGAUAAAUAUUUUAAUUUAUGUAAAACUUCUAAAGCAGAAUUAAAGCACCUCUUGGGGAAAUGGCAAGUCUUUAGGACAGGUGAGGCCCUGUAUGAAUAGUACCAAAGCAUUACCGUAUGGUAGAGAACACACUCUAUUAAAAAUGGUAAGCUAUCUGAAAAAUAAAAUGUGCGGGUCUUCAGGAUGGCACAAAACAGGUUAAUGCUUCUUGGGGCACAUUUCUUAGAGGGCUUGCUGAGUGUGUAAAUAUAAUCGACUUUUGUUUGUGUUACAUGACUUUGAUGACUUCACUGAAAAUCUGCACAAUUCAGUUUUAGCUCUGGAUUACUUCAGUUGACCUUUGUGAAGGUUUUUUUUUUUAUCUGUGUAGAGUGGGUGUUUGACUUGUUUUAGCCUAUUAGGUUUUUAUUUUCUUUCACCCUGUAUUAAUAGUAAAAUUUACUAAAAGAAAAGAGGUUUGUGUUCAUGUUAAGUGGGUUGGUUUUGGUUUGGCUUCUUUUAGUUAGGUUUUCUGAACAUUGAGAUAUCCUGAACUUAGAGCUCUUCAAUCCUAAGAUCCUUAUGAAAAGCUUCUCACUGGAACCCAAACCAGAGUACUCUUACUGCCUCUUUUCUAAAUGUUCAGGAAGAAGCAUCACCAGUUUAGUCUUUUCAUAAUGAGGGAGAAGCAUUUGCCUGCCUUGUAAUAACAAGACUCAGUGCUUAUUUUUAAACUGUGUUUUAAAAAUUGGAUAGUAUAAUAACAAUAAGGAGUAAGCCACCUUUUAUAAGCACUGUGUAGUUUUAUAGUUCUUAAUCUAAACAUGUUAUAUUAUCUUCUUUUGGAAAAAUCCUACAUGCUACAAGCCACCAGAUACACAGAUUAUACAGUGAGUUGGGUCGUCUCUCCCACAGUCUUUGAGGUGAAUUACAAAAGUCCAGCCAUUAUCAUCCUCCUGAGCUAUUUUGAAAUGGUUUUUUUUUUUUUUUUUGUACAUUUUGGCUGCAGUAUUGGUGGUAGGAUAUACUAUAAUAUGGAUCAUCUCUACUUCUGUAUUUAUUUAUUUAUUACUAGACCUCAACCACAGUCUUCUUUUUCUCCUUCCACCUCUCUUUGCCUGUAGGAUGUACUGUAUGUAGUCAUGCACUUUGUAUUAAUAUAUUAGAAAUCUACAGAUCUGUUUUGUACUUUUUAUACUGUUGGAUACUUAUAAUCAAAACUUUUACUAGGGUAUUGAAUAAAUCUAGUCUUAUUAGAAAAUAAAA
Cebus imitator (Panamanian white-faced capuchin) is the source of this 4737-nucleotide messenger RNA. It is a transcript of the gene SINHCAF, whose product is annotated as SIN3-HDAC complex associated factor. The transcript is spliced from 6 exons. The record is from RefSeq and is a predicted model, not a curated record. Bases 1553 to 2578 code for a protein of 341 amino acids. Gene Ontology annotation, biological process: negative regulation of cell migration. NCBI's taxonomy places the organism in Eukaryota, Metazoa, Chordata, Mammalia, Primates, Cebidae.